Messenger RNA from Homalodisca vitripennis (glassy-winged sharpshooter), 1691 nucleotides. Its product is annotated as microcephalin-like. The transcript is spliced from 9 exons. Gene Ontology annotation, biological process: mitotic cell cycle. Lineage: Eukaryota; Metazoa; Arthropoda; Insecta; Hemiptera; Cicadellidae. The record is from RefSeq and is a predicted model, not a curated record. The annotation marks the transcript as partial.
UACGCAACCAGUAUCUUCCAUUAUUCUAAAAGGAAUAGUUGCGUAUGUAGAAGUACGAUCUGGUAAGGAAUGCCGUUCUUCAGGGACCAAAGCUGAACUACAAUCGCUUGGAGCUAAAAUUGAAAAUAAUUUUACGAGAAAGGUUACUCAUUGUUUUUUUCCAUGGAGGAAAAAUGUCUACUUAUAGAAGAGCUGUUGAAUGGAAGAUUCCACUUGUAUCAACAUUGUGGAUUGAAGCGUGUAAACAAGAACUACGGAUGGUACCACUUGAGGGUUACGAACCCUAUGGUUUAGACAAGUACAAGGAGGCCCUGCCCUUGUAUAAGCUGAAGACUAAAGUGACAAAGCCAACGAUUAAGCGGGCUGUAACUGACAGCAAAAUACUUUCCAAGCCAUGGAAACAAAAUAACAGUGAAACAGACAAGGCUGAAACAAACAACCAGCAACUACGUGCUUCUAAUGAGGCUGAUGGUCUCAUAGAUGCUCUUCACUCAGUUGCGGGAGAUUUCAGGAAAGCGGCAGACCAAUUCGAGAAAAUUUUGACUAGCCCGAUCCUCCAGAAGGGAAAUACAAAAUUAACUACCAGUAAUCAAAAAUCUUCAGAAAAGGAAAAUGAUAGUGAAAAUAUAGCAGGUAGAAAGAAACGUAAUAAAAAGUUGGUCUUUCCUGAACCUACUAAAGAAAAAUGUAAUAAUGAAUCUCAGCAGUCUAAGAAUGGAUCUUGUGAUUUCAGUUUAGUACUUAAUUGUACAGAUGAUACAGAACAAGAAAUCAGAGUCAGCUAUGACUCAGAUGACUUGUUGACUUACGCAAAAAAGGAAGCUGGUAAUCCUAGAUGCAGUGCGCCCGCUCGGCUGCUUACAAGUAGGAAGUGUAAGAAAUUGCUAUCGUCAUGUCAUAAAUUAAUGAAACCGCCAGAACAGAAAGAUGGGGAGUCGUCCAACAACAAUUUACCAAAACCCGUUCAACAUGUUUUGGUACCUGUUAGAUCUCCUAACACUAAGAAAAACAUUCGCCGAUCAACAAGAAAUAAAAAUACAGAUUCUUCCAAUACGAUUGAAAUACAUAAUAAUAAUUUGGAAACUCAACCGAAACCAAAGAAGAGGAAACUUCUAGUGCCGUCGCAGGUUAUAACCACGUUUGAACAAGAUUCUGGAGAGUCCACCCCAGAUUUUACUCCUUUAUGUCCCUAUAAAGAGUCUCCGUGUAAAAAACAAAGAACAGCUACAAUCACAAAAAGUAAAACUGUGAAAGCAAUUCCAGUACGGCCUGUUGUAUCGUCGAGCGAUGCUGAAAGUGAGGACAGUCUGACACGAGCUGCACGAAGGGAAUCUUCUGCUCUGUUCGUCAAAAAAGAGAAGAAAGUUAUUUCACAGCGCAACAUUCCCACUAUUGUGUGCACCAGUUUACAUCGAAGUGAUGUGGAAGUGGUAACGUCGAUAGUGUCAAGGCUCGGAAAGUUCUCUGUGGAAGGGAAUGUGUCAGAGCAUACAACACAUGUUGUGACCAGCGGGCCACGCCGUACCAUCAACCUGCUCAAAGGCAUCGCUCGUGGCUGCUGGGUGCUUGAUGUCCAGUGGGUUUAUGAAUCAUUAGAAGCAGGCAAGUGGCUGCAUGAAGAAAGAUUUGAACUCAUUCAAUUUGGACCGUCGGUUAAACAAGCCAGAGUGGAGCGUCAGGCGUUUGGGGCC